UUACCAGCUAAGUACCCUGUUUUUGAUUUGGUUAAUUCUCUUGCUCUGCUCAGCCAUCGGAGUCGUCGCAGUCGUGGUGUUAGGCGCGUUUGUCGUGGGGGCGCUCUUUUACAUGUAUAGAUGCGCCAAGUGGUGUCUCAAGAGAUCGCGCUCUAUGGACGAAUCAACGGUGGCAGCGGCGCCGGCGGCGAUGGCGACGACGAUGACACAGCACUAUGCGGUGUUGCCGGACGACGUGAUGAAACACGCCACUGUCGAGAGGUUUCUCGGGGAGAUCGCCGGCGAGAGGCCCAUCCGGUUCACUCUGGAGCAGCUCUCGGGGUUCACGCAUAACUACUCGGCCCGGCUUGGCUCCGGUGGGUUCGGCGCCGUAUACAAGGGCAUGCUCCCUAACGGCCUCCUUGUCACCGUGAAGCGCCUCCACGCCACCCACGACGAGAAGACUUCCCAGGGGCAGUUCAUGGCGGAGGUGGGCACCAUCGGGAGGACCCACCACAUCAACCUUGUCAGACUCUUGGGCUUCUGCUUCGACGACACCGUGCUCGCCCUGGUGUACGAGUUCAUGGACAAUGGCUCGCUCGAUGCCUACCUCUUUGACCGGGGUCAUGUCGUCGGCCUCCCUAAACGUCGUGACAUUGCUGUCGGCUUUGCUAGGGGCUUCCGGUACCUACAUGAGGAGUGCAGGCAGAAGAUCAUCCACUACGACAUCAAGGCCGGGAACGUCCUCCUCGAUAGCGGCCUCACACCCAAGGUGGCUGACUUCGGGCUAGCGCGGUUGGUGAACCGCAUGGACACACAUGUCUCAGUGUCUUGUGUUCGUGGCACCCCUGGGUAUGCCGCACCCGAGAUGUGGAUGCAAUCGGGCAUCACGGAGAAGUGUGAUAUUUACAGCUUCGGCAUGCUACUACUGGAGAUCAUCGGUCAGAGGCGAAACUUUGACCAGACCAUGACGGAGAGCCAGCAGUGGUUCCCCAAGCUGGCAUGGACCAAGUAUGAGACUGGUGAGUUAAUGAAACUCGUUGUGCCGCUGGCACACUGUGACCAGAAUGGCGUGCCUGCGGCGAAUGAGGUGCCCCAACCACAACUAUGCAUGGAGCUGUGGGAGAGGAUGUGCAAGGUGGCAUUCUGGUGCGUGCAACAACAGCCGUCAGUGAGACCACAGAUGAGUGAAGUGGUCAAGAUGCUUGAGGGUGAGAUGGACAUUGCUGGGCCGGCAAACCCAUUCCAACAUCUGGCACUAAAAUGA
Brachypodium distachyon (stiff brome) is the source of this 1246-nucleotide messenger RNA. RefSeq names its product G-type lectin S-receptor-like serine/threonine-protein kinase At1g34300. Bases 113 to 1246 code for a protein of 377 amino acids. NCBI's taxonomy places the organism in Eukaryota, Viridiplantae, Streptophyta, Magnoliopsida, Poales, Poaceae. Gene Ontology annotation, biological process: protein phosphorylation. The transcript has a single exon. The record is from RefSeq and is a predicted model, not a curated record. Gene Ontology annotation, molecular function: ATP binding; protein kinase activity.